Molecule: messenger RNA, 2088 nt
Organism: Pyricularia pennisetigena
Lineage: Eukaryota; Fungi; Ascomycota; Sordariomycetes; Magnaporthales; Pyriculariaceae
Exons: 2
Coding region: 1-2088 (695 amino acids)
Biological process (GO): transport along microtubule
Cellular component (GO): cytoplasmic dynein complex
Molecular function (GO): dynein heavy chain binding; dynein light chain binding
Source: RefSeq, a predicted model, not a curated record
AUGCAGCAACGCCGAGAUGAAAUUCUGGCGAAGAAGGCAAAGUUGGCCGAGUUGAAGGAGAAGAGGAAAGCGCGUAACGAGCAGGGCUCAGCAUCACGUCCUAAUGUUGGUGUGGGUGGUGAACUCUCGAUCCCGUCGGCUAGAAAUGUGGAACGCCGCGAAGACCUUGACGAGUACAUCAAUAGGCUCGUUGGCCUCGGGGAUCGACCAUCUUCCACAACCACAGGAGGGGCCGCCUCCCCGGGACCCAGAGGGAGUCGGCCGAACAGUGUUUUGAGCGCCGGCGAACUCAGCAACGAGAACUCGGAAUACGCCUCGCUGGCCAACGGCCACGCGCCUGCCGCUCCCGCCGCCCCGCAGAACCUCACUACAGUUCCUCUCACAACCAUCUACGAAUGUCCACCCUCCCCGGUCAAGGAAAUCUUCUCUUACAGCAAGGGCAUACAGACCCAAGAAGAUUGGGCGCCAAGCUCGAGACCCUUGGAACAGUCUGUGUCGGACGACGAAGAGCCUGCGUUCACGCCGGGCAAACGCCCAACCCGUAGGGAUCGUGACCGGGAGGAGGAGCUACGCGCCAAUAUUAGGAGAGAGAUUGAGGAGGAACUAAAGGCUGCCCAGGAGCUUUCAACAGACGGAGUCCUCAAACCUACGGCGCUGACGACCAACUUCCCUGCACGGACGUUGACGAACGAAGAACUCAAGGCUGUGACAGCAUCGGAGGAUUUCGUUGACUUUGUGGACAGGGCAACCAAGGUCAUCGAGAAGGCGUUGGACCAGGAGUACGAUAUUCUCACGGAUUAUACGCUUCAGACACAAGAGAACACAGAUGAUCGCGAGCAGGGCAACGUGAGCGGGAGAGGGCGCCGCAAGAUUAGGGAGAUACGUCAGUUCUACGAUGAGAGGUGGUCUAAGAAGCGCCCAAUAACCUCGAUCGACUUUUCACCCAAGUUCUCGGAUCUUGUGCUUGCAUCGGCGUCCAAGAACAUAACAGCACCGCACGAACCAGACGGUAUUGUUCAAGUAUGGAACUUGAAUCUCCACGACAGGGCCGAGUUUGUUCUUCAUGCGCAGUCGGACAUCUUGACGGCCAAAUUCUCGCCUUUCCACCCGAAUCUGAUCAUUGGCGGUGCCUAUAGUGGUCAGGUUCUUUUGUGGGAUACGCGCUCUCGAUCUUCUGCCCCAGUUCAAAAGACACCACUAACGGGGCAGGGACACACGCAUCCCGUGUACUCGCUUGAUGUGAUAGGCACCCAAAAUGCUAACAACAUCAUUACAACAUCUACUGAUGGCGUCGUUUGUGGCUGGUCGGUCGACAUGUUGGCGGCGCCACAAGAGUCGCUCAUGCUUCUCACGCCGCAGCAGACAAAGACGGACGACUUGAGCCCAACAUGCAUGGCAUUCCCCCAAGCUGACCCCACAUACUUCUUGGUCGGCUCUGAGGAAGGCGUCAUCUACCCAUGCCACAGAUAUGACCGAGCGGGUGCCAAGGCCGGAGUUGACAAGAACGUCAGCUACAGGGGUCACUCGGCACCGGUCAGAUCUGUUGACUUUCAUUCCAACUUGGGCCCGGUCGACUUUGGCGACCUCGUUCUCUCAUCGAGUCUGGACUGGAGCGCCAAGUUGUGGAAAGUACGGCCCCCUGGAGGCAUCGGUACAGCCGGUCUCUUAUCUAGCAACGCCGAGGUUGCUGUAUCGCCCCUUAUGGAGUUUGCGCGCGAAGAUAUCGUCUAUGAUGCGGCAUGGUCCCCACUUCGACCUGGUGUGUUUUCGCUUGUCGACGGCGCGGGAUAUCUGGAAAUCUGGGACUUGACAGUUGAGACCGAAGAGCCUGUCGCGCGCAUUCAACCGAAUGCCCGCCCCGGCGCAAGGGUAGCAAGUCUCAACAAAGUCGCCUGGGAGCGGUCGGAAGGCAAGCGUCUCGCCACAGGCGGUAUCGCAGGUGCAUUGACUGUUUUUGAGGUCGGGCCCGAUCUGGGAGGUAAAGAGGGCAUCAAGUCUGACGAGUGGGCCGCGGUCAAGAAGCUCAUUUCAAAGCUAGAGCUCGACGCCAAAGGUCCUGUAAAUGGCGUGUCUGGCCUGAGGAACUGA